Messenger RNA from Porites lobata, 2188 nucleotides. Lineage: Eukaryota; Metazoa; Cnidaria; Anthozoa; Scleractinia; Poritidae. The record is from the annotation of a GenBank genome assembly.
AUGGUUCGCAUGAGUAGCGAGCUUGAGACCAACAUCGUGUCAGUAGAGCGAGUCAAAGAAUUCUCAGAGACCCCAACUGAGGUAACAUUCUAUUAGGGUAGGAGAAAUAAAGGAAUAUUAAGAAUCUGCCAGUGAAUUCAGAUAUGGAAUUUAAGAAUUGCAUGAGUGAAUCAAUUAAGUUUGAAGGAGACGAACAACAGUUGGCUACAUGCUCUGAGAGGCUGUUGUAAUUCGUUAUUCCUGGUCUUUUGUUUUGAAGUUAUUAUCUGACUGAAUGAAACAAGAAAGUCAAAAAGUGAGUUUGCAUAAAUAAUGAAAUGAAGUUGGUAAUAAGUGGUCACUUAAAUAGCCAUUACACCAGCAUCCUCAAACUGUGACUAUAAACCAGCGAAAGGAAUAUUGAAACCUUUUCAAACUUGCUGUAUGUGUCAAAAGAUGUUCUAGAACUUGAAAGUACACCUAUGAAGUGAAUAUAUUUGGUUACUUUUUUAUCAUUAAUUUAUUUGAACUGUAUAUUUAUUUAUAUAUAUUUUUUCCACGCUGGGCUGCAGGCUGGGUGGAUCAUAUCUGAUAGUCGACCCCCUGAUGAUUGGCCCAAACAGGGUAAUAUUGCAAUAGAAGAGUUUGACUUAAAAUACUAUAGUACUAAAGAAUAUUAACUGCAACAUCAAACCAGGAGAAAAGGUGUGUUAAGCUGAAGGUAGUUGGGCUCAUUACAAUUUUUCCUUUCAUCCCCUCUUCCUUGUCUCAUUUUCCUUUUCCUCCUGCUUUGCCUCUUUUCCCUUCCUUCUUGUUUCUUUGUCUUCUCUUUUCUGGUAAGCAAGUUGUUUUUGCUUUAAUUUCAGAUUGGUAUUGUGGGUCGAACGGGGGCUGGCAAGUCCACGCUGACUUUGGCUUUGUUCCGUAUUCUUGAGAGAGCUGGAGGAAAGAUUGUUGUUGAUGGUAUUGAUAUUGCUACGAUUGGACUUCAGGAUCUGCGAUCACGACUUACCAUCAUUCCACAGGUAAUGACAUAGACAUGUGUAGAACCCCUAACCCCUAACUAAACUUUAUCCCUGUACUGGGGUCAUUUUGAUAAAACGUUUACAAGUUUAAUUCACGAGUGUGGCUACACUUGUUAAAGUUUUAUAAAUUAAUUGACUCCUAGUUUAAUUUUAAUUUCCUUUGUUUCAAACUUAUUACAUUACCAUACCCCAAACCAAGGGGAAAUAUAUAAUAACAUUUAAGCCAAAGAUAGAAUUAAAUAGCCUGUGUACAUUGGUCUCCGAACCACGGCACAUAGAGUUAAUACCCCUCACUCUAUUGAUAUGCACUUUUAUUCUAGUUUUCUUGCCCUGCACCCUUGUUUAAAUUAUGUUUUGUGCUCUUUCAAAGGACCCUGUUUUAUUCUCUGGAACUCUCCGUCUUAACCUGGAUCCAUUUGACCUUCAUACCGACGAGGAAUUGUGGAAAAUCCUGGAAAUAAGUCAUUUAAAGAACUUUGUGUCAGGACUGGAACAAGGUCUGCUCCACCCAGUUAGUGAAGGAGGAGAAAACUUAAGGUAAUCCUAAGGGUCUUGCUCCAAAAACUUCAUGCAUACAUUCUUUCUCUCUUCUUGGAAAGUUAAGUGGUAUUAAAGAUUAACGCAACGUUGAUAAGAAGGAAACUAGUUAAUUAUCAGAGCCUGUAUACAUCCACUCCCUCCCCUUGAAAACUGAAUAGGAGAUGGGGAGGUUGUGUCUCUUCCCGGAUGUACUCUGGAUAGUUAAUUAUUAUAAGGCUUGUAAUUUAUUACUUUGUUCCCUUACAGUGUUGGUCAGCGGCAGUUAGUAUGUUUAGCACGUGCGUUGCUUCGUAAAAGUAAAGUUCUUGUUCUUGAUGAAGCCACAGCCGCGGUGGACCUGGAAACUGAUGAACUCAUUCAACAAACGAUUCGGCGGGAGUUUGCUGACCGUACCGUGUUUACUAUCGCUCACAGGCUCAACACCAUCAUGGAUUAUACAAGGUACCAUUACUGCGCUGUUCGAUUUGAUGUUUAAAAUUUUCCCUUACAACCUAUUUGUGCUUUUUUCAUUUUUUCCUUUUUUUUUUUCCUGUAGAGUUAUGGUCCUUGACAAAGGUUUUAUGGUAGAGUUUGACACCCCACAAGCAUUACUUGCGCAGCAGGGAAUUUUCUACAGCAUGGCUUGUGACGCUGGUUUGGCCUAA